This is a messenger RNA of Solanum lycopersicum (tomato), 549 nucleotides long. The record is from RefSeq and is a predicted model, not a curated record. Lineage: Eukaryota; Viridiplantae; Streptophyta; Magnoliopsida; Solanales; Solanaceae.
AUGGACCAUGCUAGGUUUAUGGUACAUGAACAACACAAGAGGAGAGUCGUCGAAGGAAGAGAGGCCGAGAAGGCAAGAAGCCUAGGCCAUCAUAUAAGGUUGGUUCAAGAACAGGUAGGAGUUCAUUUGGAAUCCAAGAUGGGCCCAAAUAUAAGAAGGGCAAUGAUAGAAAUUCCCAACGUGACAGAAGGUCGUGUGGUAAGUGUGGUCGUUCGCAUUGAGAGUGGCCAUAUGAUUAGGGACUUCCCAAAUGUGAAGAGUCAGGCACAAGAAGAUACUAAGCCUCGGCCUAAUACUACUACUGCAGCUGAGCCUCCUAAAAGGAACAGGUUCUAUCCUUUGAAAAGAAGACAGGAGAAAGAGAAGUCAAAUGAUAUGGUUAGUGGUAACUUGCUUGUCUUUACUUUUACUGUGUAUGUAUUGUUAGAUCUAGGAUCUACCUUGUCUUGUGUUAAUCCUUUAGUAGCUAGUAAAUUUGACUUUCUUCCUGAGAUGUUGCAUGAGUCUUUUCUAGUUACUACUCCCAUAGGAGACAAUAUUAGAUCCUAA